Messenger RNA from Effrenium voratum, 2370 nucleotides. The record is from the annotation of a GenBank genome assembly. Lineage: Eukaryota; Dinophyceae; Suessiales; Symbiodiniaceae.
AUGGAGGAUGCCAGAGUGGAGGAGGCCUUCCGCACUAUGGAUCACGAGAGCUUCUCGAGGAUGAUGUGGCACAUUGGCAAAGCUGCGAUUGUGGCCACAUGCAUCCUCGGCUUGAUGAUGUGCCUUGCUGUGGCAAAGGGUUGGCGCCUGGGGCGCGGCGGUGAGAAGCCAGGUUACGUCGUGCCCAAGCGAGUCUGGAUCACUCUCCUGCUGCCGAAUGCGCUGAUGCACGCGUGUGGAGGCUUGCUGCUGGUGGCCGCGCCUCAGUAUGUGAUGUCGAGCAGCGGCGGCGACGCAAGCGACGCUGGCAUCGUCGCGGGCUCCUUCGGCCUGGGCUUGGUCAUGGCGAACCUCAUCGCCUUCAAGCUGGGCAACCUGUUGCCUGCGUGGCUCAUGUGCAUCGUGGCGGCGAUCACAGGCCUGGUCGGUGUUCUUUUGGGUGGCCUCCUCUCGGGGCCUGAUGUCCGCAUCUACGGACUUGCAGCAGUGGCCGCGCUGGUCGGCUUUGCCCAGUCCCUGCACGUGGUCGCAAGGACAUUUUACCAGGCUGAGGUGGUCAGAGAUGGGCAGGCCUUCGUUUCGGGGUGGGUUAGUGCUUCCAACAUCGUGGGCAUCGCCGCAGCUGCGUUGGCGACGUCCUUCGUGGACUGCACAAACUACACCCACCUCGGCCUCCUUUGUGGUGGGGGCCUCCUUGCGUACGGGUGCUUGGUCACUCUUCUCACCUGCUGCAAUGCAGCCGCCGACAUGCGAGAGCAAACGAGGACUGCUCUUCAGCAGAAGCAGGCUGGUUCUCCACCAGUAGAUUUAGUGCCGACAGGCGUCCUACCAGGGAAGGCAGCGAAAUGUGAAGUCAGCAGAAGUCAGCAGAAGUCCACAAGCCCUUGGUUGUCUGGGGACUUCUGGAAGGUGUGCUUCCUCAUCUUCACCAUGGCCAUUGCGAGGGAAGCCCAGAAGUUCCUGAUCCCCCUGGUUGGCGCAGAGGCUGAGAUCCACACCAGCUUUGUCGGAAACGUGGCCUUCAUGUCGCAGAUGGAGUCCUUGGUUGCGGCGCCCGUGGGCGGUUUCCUCAUGGAGAGCCUGGGCAUCCUGCCGCUGGUCUUGGUCUCCCUGCUCAUGUCCGCGGUGGGGAUUCAGGUGCUUUGCAUGCCUGGGGUUGGCUUUUAUGUGCAGGGCGCCAGCCUGCUGGGGCUCGCCUGCGGCUUGUGCGCUGGUGCCGCCAUCGCCCUGUCCAUCCUUUAUGCGCCACAGGGCCGAACGAAGACCUUCAUCAACGGGUGCCGAUUCUUCAACUCGGCAGCCGACGUUGUGAUCCCCUUCGUUGUUGGGGCGCUUGCAGAAUCUUCCGGGAUCCUUCUUGCCGGCAGCAGCCUGACCCUCUCAAUGCUGGGCUCGAUUUGCAUCGCGCUCUUUGCGUUCAACUUGCAACUUCUCUUCUCCAGUGACUCCGUGAAGGACGUAAGGGUGCCUUCCAUGGAUUUUGUGAUUCCGCUGAAAACCAUGGGGCCCUUCACGCGCACUGUCCUCGAGGCCAUUCACUCGCACUAUGCGCCCAGGCAGAUCUUCAUCGUUUGCAAGCAGGACACGCGCGAGGCGGUCUCACAGGCAAUGGUGAACUGGGGCCUGCCCCGUGGCAAGAUUUCCUUUGUUGACGAGGACUCCUUCUUCCAAAGAGCCAUGGGCUUCAGCCGAGAGGACCUGAAAAGGUCCUGGACCAGCACCGGCCCCCGUGACUUCGGCUGGUGGUGGCAGCAGUUGCUGAAGCUCGGAGCUGGAAGCUGCAUCGAGAACAUCUCCGAGAAUUUCUGUGUUUGGGAUGCAGACCUCAUCGUCCUCGAGCCUUGGCCGCUCAUGGGCGUGGACGGCCAGUGCUAUGUCGCUCCUCUUCAAGAGGCGUACCUGUCUGACCGCCAUCAAGAAGCCUAUGAGUCAAAUGCUCGGCACGUCCUGAAAAUGGAUCCCACGAACCCAAGCAAGGGUGGCACCUGGAUUGCGCACCACAUGGUCUUCAACAAAACAGUCUUACUGGAGAUGCUGAGCGUCAUCGAGUCCAACCUUGAAGGCCCGGAGCCGUGGCCUCUGAAGAUUCUCCAGACCGCCGAGACCUUUGAGCGCAUGUCCGAGUACGUGAUCUAUGGGACCUAUGCCAGCUCUCGCAUCCUCAAGGCGCACUCGUACGAGCGCUACGGGUCUCAGGGCCUGCGCCUCUAUGGGAAGGAGGAGGCCGUGGCCAAGGGCCGCGACUGCAACGAGUUCUUAAUGCAACGGCUGAAUUCAGAUGGCAAGCCCAUCACUGGCUACUCGUACCAGCGAGUGGCUGCAGAGGUAUGUUCCAUGAGCCUGACACACUUGCAAAUGGAGCACGUAUAG